AUGGACCAGGGAAUUGAUUUCUUUUUGGUUAAUCGGAGUCAUGUUGGGAAGUUUGCCGAAUUUGUGGGGGUUACUGCAAGUCAGGGGAAUCUUGGACCCCUUGUGAUCUGCACCAAAGUGACUAACAUCAUUGCUUUAUUAGACCCAUUUAAUCAUAGGCGCUGCUUUUCGAAUGCUGAGCAGUAUUGGAAGGCACCUUUUAAGGCUCUACUUUCAAGUAGACUGCUUGUGGAAUAUAUAGUGUUGGACAUUAAGACUGAUUCUUCUGCAGUCAUUGUUGGUGGCUCAAAGACACAUCUCGGCCAUCUUUUAAACCCCGGUGAUUAUGUCCUUGGUUAUGACCUAUAUGGUGCGAACAAUAACGAUAUUGAACUAGACAGGUACAAGGGUCUCGUUCUCCCAGAGUUGAUAUUAAUUAAAAAGAGCUAUGAAGAGAAACGUCAAAGGAAACAAAACAAACCUCGCUCAUGGAAACUCAAAUCUCCUCACAUGGAAAUCGACAAUUCUACUAGGGGCAGAGAUCACGAGGAAAAGAUGAAUGCAGAGUAUGAACCGUUCAAAAGAGGCUUGGAGGAAAACCCUGAAUUGAGGUUCAAUAUUUCCCUUUAUCGAAACAAAGAGUACCAGCCAUCAGAAAUGGCUUCCGAGAUUGGUGGAGAGGAUAUUCCUUCCAUUCCAAUAGAAGAAUUGCUUGCUAAUCUUGACUUAAGUGACAAGGAAAUGGAGAAUGGUAGCAUAAAGGAAUGA
Fraxinus pennsylvanica is the source of this 747-nucleotide messenger RNA. The record is from the annotation of a GenBank genome assembly. Lineage: Eukaryota; Viridiplantae; Streptophyta; Magnoliopsida; Lamiales; Oleaceae.